Daktulosphaira vitifoliae (grape phylloxera) is the source of this 1021-nucleotide messenger RNA. RefSeq lists its product as uncharacterized. The transcript has 2 exons. Bases 132 to 899 code for a protein of 255 amino acids. The record is from RefSeq and is a predicted model, not a curated record. Lineage: Eukaryota; Metazoa; Arthropoda; Insecta; Hemiptera; Phylloxeridae.
ACUUUGCAAAAUUUAAACCAAUAUUCACAUAUAAUAUGUCAUUCGUAUAUAAAAAUAAAUUUGAUAAAAACGAAAUUACAAAAUGGACGUUAACAAAAAAAUGAAAACGUCUUGCCAUUUUUUUAUAUUCCAUGAAUAUUAUGAUAUGUAAUAUGAUCAUAUUGAAUGAUGGAGUACUUGAUAAACAUAAAUACAAUGAAUACGUAAAAGCAAACGCGAAUCUAAUGGAUUUAAAAAUAAUGUCUCAUCAAAUAUAUACUGCACCAGAAACUAUGAAAGCUGAUCUAGAAACAUUGAAUUUUAAUUUAAACAUUAAUUACACUGCUCCAACCCCCGCACCUCCAUCGGAGCCAUAUAGAUGUACUGCUCCAGUUGCUAUGUAUCAAAUUGAUGUUGUUGGUAGAACAUUGCACGAUAUUGUUAAAGAAGCUCGUAUAAAAGAACAAUAUUUUGAAGGUAUGGCAUGGAUCCGAAAUGUAAUUGAAAGCAUUGGAAUAUCUUUGCUAAUUAAUUAUUGUAAAAUUAUUAAAAUGUUGUUAAAUAUAUUACAUGUCAAAUUAAAAGGUAUAAUGAAAGAAUACACAAAUCAAAUAGUGAAAUUGAAGGCAAAGUUUGAAGAAUAUCUCAUACGUACUGAGCCAAUAGACAAAUUUGUAGAAAAUGUAAAUAAAUAUUCACAAGUGAAACCGUGCACAAAGUCAAAAACCAUAUUUCAAAAUGACUGUAAUGAAUUUAUUAAUCGUUAUUCAAAUUGCAGUAAUUUAGUGCGUCUACAAGAGUGGAAUAAUUUGGACUUUUCAAAUGAAAAAUGUGCACUAUGCACGACACUUCGUAAGAUGUUUUUUUUUAAUAGAAUAAUUCGUCAAAGUAUGCCAAAAAAAUGUACAAUAAUACAAUAAAAUAAAAACUAAAUACAUUUGUUUGAAUUAUUUUUACGUAAAAUAUUUUUAGGAUUUUCAUUUUGCAGUUAUUUAGUGAGUGUACCUGAGUAGGAUUCUUUAAAUACAACAACAAGUAGUGA